Molecule: messenger RNA, 1296 nt
Organism: Sphenostylis stenocarpa
Lineage: Eukaryota; Viridiplantae; Streptophyta; Magnoliopsida; Fabales; Fabaceae
Source: the annotation of a GenBank genome assembly
AUGGCAACAUCUUCAGCAGAAUCAGUAAUUGGAGUAAUUGAUGGGAAAUUUGAAAGUGGGUACAUAGUUUCUGUGACAAUGGGCUCAGAGACACUGAAAGGCAUACUUUAUGAAGUGCCACAGCACCCAGUGUUGCCAACAUCCCAUCACAGUGUUUCUGCUUCAUUGGGUGUUCAUCAUCCACGGCACAGUAAGAAAUCAGAAAUGAAAAAGAGAGUUCCUGCACAUCCAAAACAUAGUAGAAGUGGGUACAAUUUCUUCUUUGCUGAACAACAUGCAACACUCAAGACACUUCACCAAGGAAAAGAGGGAGAGAUUCCUAGGAUGAUUGGUGAACUCUGGUCAAAGUUAAAAGUGUCUCAAAAGAUGAUUUAUCAAGAGAUGGCUGUGAAAGACAAGGAAAGGUACAUGCUAGAAAUGGAUGAUUAUUUGGAGAAAUUAAGAAUAGGCCAUGUGAUCACUGAUGCUGUGCCACUUCAACAAUGGCCUCCUAAACUGGCCACAAACAUGUUGGAUGCUGACAUGAAUUUGGAUGAUGUUGAGAAAAAUGAAACCAGUUCAAGUGGAAAAGGUUUUGUAGAUCAUAAUAAAGCUGCAGAUAGAGGUUUUGAUAUGAAUGCAGUGCCUGAUAUGGGAAGGAGAGAAGAGAGAUGCAAAGAUUUUGUGGUGCAUGAUCAUAGCAUAAAUUUUGAUGUUCAUGUUCAAAUUGAUAAAUGGUUUUUGCAUGGAAAACUUGUUGGAAAAAUCAUGUGGUGCCUCAUGGCGUCUGUUAUUCCUCGAUGCUUUUCCCAAAUUACAAUCCUAACUUCAACUCAAAACCCACGAAAAACGCAUGUGGUUAAAUCAAGCCUUAGCCACCAAAAUGACAGCUCUUCUUCCCCUCACACCGACCACUCCUCAAAGGAACUCCAAGUAACAGUUUCCAGGCGUAGUUGUCUUUCUUGUUUGUGCUCAACUCUAGUCUUGAUUGGUGAUUAUGCUGCACCUAUUUUUGUUCCUAAGGCAACUGCUGUGGAUGGAAUGAUGGAAAAACCUGUGUGCAGAAAUUGUUUGGGAAGUGGUGCUGUGCUUUGUGACAUGUGUGGUGGUACAGGAAAAUGGAAAGCUCUAAACAGGAAGCGAGCUAAAGAUGUUUAUGAAUUUACUGAGUGUCCAAAUUGUUAUGGUCGAGGAAAACUUGUCUGCCCUGUUUGUCUAGGAACUGGUUUGCCAAACAAUAAAGGUCUUCUAAGGCGGCCCGAUGCACGGAAACUGCUUGAUAAGAUGUAUAAUGGAAGGUUACUUCCAAACUCUUAG